Messenger RNA from Hyphopichia burtonii NRRL Y-1933, 1109 nucleotides. RefSeq lists its product as uncharacterized. The transcript has a single exon. The coding region runs from base 84 to 1109 and encodes 341 amino acids. The record is from RefSeq and is a predicted model, not a curated record. Lineage: Eukaryota; Fungi; Ascomycota; Pichiomycetes; Serinales; Debaryomycetaceae.
ACCUUGACCAAAAUAAAAGGGGACUUUAGAUAUGGAUAGAUAUCUGAAGAUAUAGAUCGUAACAUAGACAGAUUGAGGAUAUAAUGUCAUUCAAGUUCCCUUCAUUUAAUUUACAGUCGAUUCAAGAAUCGUUGGCUAAAGUUGAUUUGGAAAAUUUCACCAAAUCUACCGGUAAAACUGUUCAAAACUACUCAGAACUGUUAAAAGAAAGCCUUCAACCAUUAACGGAAAAGACCACCCAAUUAAUUAAUGGACAAUUACAACAAGUACAACAAUUAGCAUCGACCCAUAGUAACUCUAAUAUUGAAAUUAGUGAAUUACCAGCAGAUUAUGUAAAUUUAGAAAAUAAUUGUGAUUUAUUAUUAAAAUUAUUUACUGAUUUAAUUCAAUUCACCAAUGAUACUUAUGGUAAAGUUAGUUAUGAUUAUCCGCCAGGAAAUUAUGCAUUGACCAAAUUACGUGAUGCACAAGUAGGAUCAGCAAUUGGUAAUAAAUUUAAUCAAUUGAAAAACGUUUCAUCACCACAAGAAUUAGAAAAAAUUUUAUUAGGUGGUAAUGAACAUGAUGAACAGGUAAAUAUUCAAACCACUUCUUCAAAAUUACCAAAAACAUUAUUUGGUCAAUUAUCUUCGAUUACUUCCAAACAUGCAGAAGAUUUGAAAAAUUCAAACGAUUCUCUUUCUUUCACUUUAUUAACUAUUUCUUCUACUUAUUUAGAAAUUGCUAAUUCAAGAUUAGAGCAAGAUGACAAAAUCAUGAAUCAAUUAAAUGAACAAUUGGUGCUUAUCUUGAAUGAAGAAUUCAUUAAAGUCAAUGAAUUACGUAAAAAAGUUUAUUCUAUUAGACUGGAAUUUGAUUUAAUCAGAUCUAAAUUAUCAAACGAUGAUGAAGAAAAUGAAGAAUUGAUUUCAAAAGAAGAUGAAUUAGUUGGUGCUACAGAAUUAGCCGUCAAUGAAAUGAAAAAAUUAUUAAAACCUUCUAAAAAUAUUAACUUAUUGAAAAUCUUCAUUGAAGCCCAAAGAAAUUACUUCGAAUUAAGUUAUAAGAAAUUAGAUUCUUUAUUAGAUAACUUGAAUAAAGUCGAAGUAAACGAUGACGACUUUGAAUAG